Chara braunii is the source of this 4187-nucleotide messenger RNA. The record is from the annotation of a GenBank genome assembly. Lineage: Eukaryota; Viridiplantae; Streptophyta; Charophyceae; Charales; Characeae.
GCCAGUCGGGGGAGGAAAGUGAAAGUGAGUUUGAGUUCAAAUUUGUUUGAAUUUUUUGAGACGAAAAAGAACAAAGUGGGAUGUCGACGCGAGCUGCGACCGUCGUGACUUCGAAACGAACGAUGCUGCCGAGGUGGGCUAUCUUGCGCCAUUCUUUUGCGGCAGCCCGUGCGACAUGGGGGAGUCCAAGAGGAGGAGGAGGAGGAGGAGCAGCAGCAGCAGCAGCAGCAGCAGCAGCUCAUCGCGCUUCGGCCGCCACAAUGUCAUCAACGAGCAGCAGCAGCGAGGGCAGACUGCUGGGCCAGAGGCAGAGGAGGAGGUUCUCCACAUUUGGGAGGAGGUUCUCCACAUUUGAAGUGGUUAAUCCGACGACUGAGGAGGUGAUCGCGGAAAUUGACGAGGACUCGCCGGCGAGCGUAAUCGCUAAGUAUGAGAAGCUGGCGGGAGGUGUGGAGCGAUGGCGGAAGACACCUAUCGUUGAUCGAAAGGCGGUGUUGCUGCUGUUCAACGAGCUGCUGCUGAAGCACGUGGACAAGCUGGCCAGCGUCCUGACGGCUGAAAUAGGGAAGCCGAUAACUCAAGCCCGGCAGGAGAUCAGGGCCUCGGUACAGCGAGUGAGGUAUUUCAUCGAUCAUGCCGAGGCUGUGCUUCAAGAGGAGCUGGUGCACCAAGUGGGUCGCCUUAGCGAACGCAUAGUGUACGAACCCUUAGGCGUAGUCGCGCACAUAUGUAGCUGGAACUACCCGUACUUCAUAUCGUCGAACGUCGUGGCGGCGGCGCUUGUGACUGGCAACACGGUUCUAUUCAAGCCUAGCGAGCAGACCACCUUGUCGGGCCAGUUGAUGGAGGAGCUGCUACAUGAAGCCGGCGUGCCCGGAGACGCGUUCAUCCUGACCAAAGGAGGGCGAUCGACGGGUGAGACGGUGGCGUCGCUGCAAGGUCUGGGGGGCUUGUACUUCACGGGAUCUUACCCCACAGGCGUCAGGGUUGCCGAGCUGGCGGCGCCGCAUCUAGUCAAACUCCAGCUGGAAUUAGGCGGGAAGGACGCGGUGUACGUGCGGCAUGAUGUGGCUGACGUGGCGGCAGCAGCCGCGACGAUUGCCGAUGGGGCGUUCUACAACUGCGGGCAGAGUUGCUGCUCGGUGGAGAGAAUCUACGUGGAUCGAUCUGUCAGCAGAGAGUUUCUCGAGUCCUUGGCGCGCAAUGUCAAUGCGUUUAAGCAAGGGGACCCGAUGCAUGAGGCGACGUACUUGGGGCCCGUGGCUCGCGGUCAGCACCUUGCGUUCUUGAGGGAACAGCUCCAGGAUGCUCUCACCAAAGGGGCAAGUGUCGUCGUGGGGGGGGACAUUGACGUGGCAAGAGAGGAAGGAAGUGGGUUCUUCUUUCCGCCUACCGUUCUAACGAAUGUGCACCACGGGAUGAAGGUCAUGAGGGAGGAAACCUUCGGCCCCUUGGUCGGCGUCCAGGUAGUCGAUGGAGAUGACCAGGCCGUGGAUCUGAUGAGGGAUACGGAAUACGGAUUGACAGCUGGCGUGUUCACGAGGGACAAGGCUAAGGCUGAGGCAAUUUUGAGAGAUUUGGAAGUCGGGACUGGGUAUUGGAACUGCUGCGACCGUGUGUCGCCGCGCCUACCGUGGUCGGGACGCAAGAACUCGGGAGUGGGAUGUACGCUAUCCAUGGAGGGGCUCCGCUCCUUCCUCAAAUCCAAAGCUCUUCAUCUCUAUCAACCCGCCUGUUGAUCGAUCACAGCUGCAAAUAUCUGUGAGUGCAAGAUGCGCAAUCAUGUGCAUCGAUGGACUGACUGUCCAGUCCUGUAGUAUGGAUGAGAUGAUGACAUGGUCAUCUGCGCAGCCCUAAUGAUAAUCAUGGCAAUGAUUGAUGAGGUUUGUCGGCACAGCGUUGAGAGGUGGACACGUUUCGAUAGCUCGCGAUGGUUAAAGCCAAGGUGAGUGUGCUGGUUAUUGGGGAGGAAGAGAGAGACGGGGGGAGAGAAACGAGAGAACCAGCAGAUACAGGCAUUCCGAAAUGCCCACCAAGAGAGACUGCUAGUCUGUGUGUGUGUAGGGGGAGAGAGAGAGAGAGAGAGAGAGAGAGAGAGAGAGAGAGAGAGAGAGAGAGAGAGAGAGAGAGUUGUUGACCCCAACGGUGGUUAGGAUGGUGGAAUGAUGGGCGGAAGAGGAGAACGGGGUAAUAGGCUUUUGUUACUUCUUGUAGUGACAGUCGCGUCUAGGACUGUGUUUUGAUUUGCACGUCAGAGACGCAGUUGGGUGUUCUAUACCCGAUGGGUGUGUGUUCAUUUGAUUUGCGCGUCUAGGACUGUGUUUUGAUUUGCAUGGGUGUGUUGUAUUCAUCAUCUGAUUAGAUUUCGGGUCGCACGGCCUGGUGAUCUUCAUCGCAUUUCUUGAAGCAGAGUAACUAGGGCCCGGUCCCCAGCACGUGUUGCUCUCCACGAAUAGAUUGGAGUUUUGUUCCCAUAAGUGUCAGGCUUUGGAAGAAAAUCAGGGGUCUGGUCGCACGGCCUUAUUCCCUUCAACAUGACUCCUUAUUAUCAUGGCUGUGUACAAUGUACACGGUCAGGAUAGAGUCUGUGUACAUUCAUGGUUAGGAUAGGAAGUUAUGUUCGGGGGAAAUUGGGUUGGCGAGUGAUAGCAUAUAGAUUCCUAGCACCGACGACUUUUUCUGACACCGGGUAUAUUAGAUAGAAAAAUGGGAAAUAUUUUUUACUAAAAUGAGGCGACUCAUAUCUCUGGCUGUUCGAUCCACCGUGGAUGAUCUACAGCAAGAAAGAAAACGAAAAGCGAAAAACAGCGAAAUGGUCUCAAGCUUGUGUGUCGGCAACUGUCAUGGUAAAGAGCAGUGUAGAUCCACCACUUGGAUUUGGCGGGAAAUGCUGACGAGACAGAGGCUCGGACACUACAGUGUGAUGGCAGCCCCUGCCCUUCAUCAGGUCGACACCACUUGGAUUUGGCGGGAAAUGCUUUGCGUCCGCAUCACCGGUGUUGACGGAGUUCGUUUUCUUUGGUUUUUUUUUUUUUCUUUGCUUUUAUUUGUUGACGGAGCUACUUCUGAUUUUCAAGCCAGGGGGGGGGAUGUAUGCUUCUAAACCCCAGGGUGUGGUGUGGGAUGAGGAUCCACCAGGAUCUCAUGACAAUACCAGGCUGGCUCUCUGAUUUGGCGGGAAACUCUUUGCGUCCUUCUUGGAUUUUGCGGGAAAUGUGUUGCGUCCUGUUCGGAAUUGGCGGGCUUUGCGUCCUUCUUGGGUUUGGCGGGAAACACUUUGGGUCCUCGGAUUUGGCGGGAAAAGGCUUUGCGUCCUUUUCGGAGUUGGCGGGAAACGCUUUGUGUCCUUAUCUUCGGUAGUAAGGAAGUUCAGUUUUGGCUAUUUUGAGAUUGAUUUCGACAGAUUUUCUUCGAUUUUCAUCGGCAGGCGGGGUGGUAGAUUUCAAGAUUUCCAAAUUCGAGCGCGCGUGCGCGUGCGCCCUCAGGAUUGUUACCAGGGGCAAGGUCCCACUUGCGCAAAUUAGGAGAUUUCGGCUGUUGAUCUUUGCUAUCUACGGUCAGUUUCUCUUGAUUCGUGCAAGUGGGACCUAGCCCCAGAUGUCAGAGCACACCAGUAUUCUUCUCCAUCAUGACGAUCGGUGCCGUGCACACCAGUAUUCUUCUCCAUCGUGCUGCUACGCCUGUAGUGGGAUAAUGAGGUCCUGUUUGGAUGUGCACUUCUUCUAUUGGGCCAGGUCCUCGAUGGCUGCAUUUGUCCUUUUGAUGACCACUGUGGGUGGCCAUUAAAGAGAGAAUUUGUCGAGCAUGUUCGCGCAUACAAUUCUUCGAGCAAGUGAUUAGGUGUCCCUUUUUUUUGCGCUGGUUUUUAUUGAGACUUGAGUUUGAGCCACAGCUUUAAGCCGUCAGCUUUUAUGUAUGUAGGUAGGUUUUUUUGGGAUGAUUGUUGAAUCAAUAUUGAGUGAUAUGUUGUAAAAGGUUUCUGGAGAAGGGAGGGUGGCGGAUUGAUCGAUAUGGGUCAGCCAGUCGGCAGAGAAGAAAGAGCAUCAUCAUCUUUCUUGGUGUCUUGGUUUUUGCCGCUUGGUUUGAACUGAGGAUGAGGAUUGGUUAGUCACCCGCUGUUUGUGUUAACUGUGGUUUCGACGAAGAUGGCCUCUUUUUAUAACUCUACUUUCAAUUGCCUUUUUAUC